Molecule: messenger RNA, 387 nt
Organism: Lotus japonicus
Lineage: Eukaryota; Viridiplantae; Streptophyta; Magnoliopsida; Fabales; Fabaceae
Exons: 1
Coding region: 1-387 (128 amino acids)
Source: RefSeq, a predicted model, not a curated record
AUGCAAACCAAAGCUGAUACUGACUCAUUCUGGACUUGGAAUGGAACCAGCACCAACAGCAAACAACAGUUCUCCAUAACCAAGCUCCUCGACAACAACAAACCCCAAAAACCUCAAACCUCAUUUCCUCGUCCUGGCUUCGGAGCUGGAAUCGGCUGCGGUGCCGGACUAGGCUUCGGUUUGGUCGGUGGCGGUGGUUUCGGGUCCGGAGGGUGGCCCUUCAACCACCUCAACUUCGUUUUUGGUCUCGGAAUGGGUUGUGGGUUGGGUGUUGGAUUUGGCUACGGUCAAGGGAUUGGGUACGACUUCAAUUUCAGAACUCGUAAGUCUAGAAAAUCUAAGAAUAAGUAUACGGAUUCUGAAAAAACAAUUGUUGUUCAGAUAUGA